AUGGGACGUAGGAUACGUGUACAACGUAAAGGACCGGGAGGCAUUUUUAAAGCUCAUAAUAAACACCGAAAAGGAGCAGCGAAGUUACGACCGGUUGACUAUGCGGAACGACAUGGUUAUAUAAAGGGGGUAGUGAAAACUAUUAUGCACGAUCCAGGACGUGGAGCACCUCUGGCACUCAUCGAAUUUCGCGAUCCUUAUCGAUAUAAAAUUCUGAAGAGUAUAAUGAUUGCCGCGGAAGGGAUGCAUACUGGGCAAUUCAUUUACUGUGGGCGAAAAGCUCAAGUGCAAAUUGGUAACAUACUGCCGCUUUCCGAAUUACCUGAAGGAACUACUGUAUGCAAUUUAGAAGAAAAAACUGGUGAUCGCGGUCGUCUUGCGCGCACUUCGGGAAACUAUGCUACUGUUGUUGCACACAAUCCAGAGACUAAGAAAACUCGUGUGCGUUUACCUUCUGGUGCAAAGAAGGUCUUGGAUUCUUCAAAUAGAGCGAUGAUUGGUAUUGUCGCUGGUGGUGGAAGAACAGACAAACCACUGCUGAAGGCUGGAAAUGCAUACCACAAAUACAAGGCUAAACGCAAUUGCUGGCCAACGGUACGUGGUGUUGCAAUGAACCCUGUAGAGCAUCCUCAUGGUGGUGGUAAUCACCAGCAUAUUGGACAUCCAUCAACCGUGAAACGUGGAACAAGUGCUGGACGUAAAGUAGGUCUUAUUGCGGCACGUAGGACGGGCAGAAUUCGUGGUGGCAAGCCAGAGAAGCAUGGAAAGGAUGAAGCGGUUUAA
This is a messenger RNA of Cercopithifilaria johnstoni, 783 nucleotides long. The record is from the annotation of a GenBank genome assembly. Lineage: Eukaryota; Metazoa; Nematoda; Chromadorea; Rhabditida; Onchocercidae.